UUCGCCACCACAGAUUAAGUUCCCUACUAAGAAAUACCAAAUAUUUAAAUUGAAUCUCACUCACAGCAGCUCGAAUAGUGAGAAACAUCAGUUGGAAAAGUCUCUUGUCUCGGUACGCUACUUGAAGCUUGGCACGGUUGAAAGGAUCAUGUACAAGGUAGUGGGGGUGGUGGCUGUGCCCGGAGCUCUCGGUCUGAUGUCAGGGGCUGUGUUUGCUGCCGCCGAAGACAAGCCAAAUGACACCGUAAACACAGAUGAGCUCUCCCUCUACACGGUACCUCAGUCCAAGUUUCGCUACGUGGAGCCAGAGAUAGGGCACUUGGAGCAAGGCGUUACCAAUCUAAGGAAACUGGCAGAGCCCUACACUUCAUGGUGUCAGCAAACCAGGCAUUCUGCAGUGGAGAAGGUUCAGGGUGCCAUUGGAAAAGUGUUGCCCAAGGUUGAGAGUGUCAGCCAGUUAGGAAAUGAGACCUUCACAUUCCUAAAAAAUCCUCCUGCUGAAUUCUACCCAAGGGCUGGGGUCAUUGGAUUCGCUGGUAUCCUUGGACUUUUUUUUGCAAGAGGCUCCAGAGUGAAGAAGCUGUUCUACCCAACAGGGCUGAUGGCUAUAGGCUACUCCAUGUACUACCCACAGCAGGCUGCGGCGAUCGCCAAGAACACAGGAGAAUCGUUGUAUGAUUUUGCCCUCCAGGGCUACGUUAACACAGAGAAGGUUUUCAAGUCCGCCACCACGCCAGCUCAGCGGAAGACGGUGAAAAAAACGAAACCGGAGGAAAGGAAACCGGAGGAUGCAGGCCUAGCUGAAGAGGCCAAAUCCUGAUCAGACUAUGCUGUGCUACUAGGAUCGUCAUGGCACACCAAAACCAGAUUAUCCGUCAUACCAGGUAUAACAGGUCCCUGCCAUUGUGUGCCACUGUAGGUCAUGGAUAGGCUCGCUCCCGUUGGCGGCCAUCUCAUGACCUUCGUUUGCACUAGACUUGCCUUAUCUCCUUGGCCGUUAACCAGGAGAGGGCAGGACCUGUCACCAAGGUUUAAACAUGUAUCAUAAAUGGUCCGACUUUGUGAUUCGAAUGUACAUAUGUAAACCUGAAUAAAAUCAAUAUUGUAUAUG
Esox lucius (northern pike) is the source of this 1111-nucleotide messenger RNA. RefSeq names its product apolipoprotein O, a (gene apooa). Gene Ontology annotation, cellular component: MICOS complex. The transcript has 11 exons. Gene Ontology annotation, biological process: cristae formation. Lineage: Eukaryota; Metazoa; Chordata; Actinopteri; Esociformes; Esocidae. The coding region runs from base 149 to 820 and encodes 223 amino acids. The record is from RefSeq and is a predicted model, not a curated record.